UAACUGACGAUCAGCACGUGUACCUGGACGCGAAUAAACGACCGUUUUUGAAUAUGCAAGGAAUAUUGACACAACAAUCCAAAGAAAGCUGGCAAACGACCUGUCAUCGACCAAGGUUUUACCAAAAUGAAUCUACACUCAAACUCAUUGGACAAAACAUGUGCGAGUACUUCGGUUUUAGAAAUAUGAUAUCUUCAAUGUCCGUACUUGUGAAGAAGUCGAAACUCGAAACGAUAGCCUGGCCUUCGAAUUCCACGUACCAAGAGAACUCCACAGCGGUUUCUCUGAAUAAGACAGAUGAAACCUGCCCGGGGAUUUCUAUUCAGUGCGCAUCGGUUCUCGGUAACAGCGUGAAUACGUACUUAGUCGUCGAUGCGAAAACCGGAAGUCGCGACUACCUGUGGCCGUGGGCGGCUGCCAUCUUCGUUGAUGGGCACUACCGAUGCUCAGCACUGCUGUUGGAACCCAGCUGGGUAUUAUCCGCUGCAAAAUGUCUCGAAAACGUCAG
Messenger RNA from Ceratina calcarata, 508 nucleotides. Its product is annotated as transmembrane protease serine 5-like. The record is from RefSeq and is a predicted model, not a curated record. The transcript is spliced from 2 exons. The annotation marks the transcript as partial. NCBI's taxonomy places the organism in Eukaryota, Metazoa, Arthropoda, Insecta, Hymenoptera, Apidae.